Molecule: messenger RNA, 572 nt
Organism: Tauraco erythrolophus (red-crested turaco)
Lineage: Eukaryota; Metazoa; Chordata; Aves; Musophagiformes; Musophagidae
Source: RefSeq, a predicted model, not a curated record
CGGUGCCUCCCAAAUUGAAGGAAAUGAAAAACCAAGAGGCUGCUGUGGGUCAGAAGCUAGUGCUAAGGUGUGAAACCACUUCAGAGUACCCUGCGCUCAGAUUCAAAUGGUUGAAGAAUGGAAAGGAAAUAACCAAAAAAAACAGACCGGAAAAUAUCAAGAUCCCAAAAAAACAAAAGAAAUACUCUGAGCUUCACAUUUACAGAGCCACGUUGGCUGACGCUGGGGAAUACGCAUGCAGAGUGAGCAGCAAACUAGGGAAUGACAGUACUAAAGCCAGUGUUAUCAUCACGGACACCAAUGGUGAUAGUUUCUUGGAGGACCAGGAAGAAGGUAAAAAACAGAGCAGUUUUAAGAAACAAAAAGUCAGUUUAUCCAUUGGAUUUCCCUGUGUCCUUGACCAUGUGUGCCUGCAUGCCUUUGAGGUCCCAGACCAUGGCCUUACCUUCUACACACCUGAUUCCUACUCUGCCAUCUGUGGACCAAGUAACAGAGGUCUCAGAUACUCCCCUUUUCUCAAGAGAGCACCAGCAAGAUACCAGUAUCAACAGAAGGAACAAAAACUUCUUCAC